Malaclemys terrapin pileata is the source of this 2020-nucleotide messenger RNA. It is a transcript of the gene KLF2, whose product is annotated as KLF transcription factor 2. Gene Ontology annotation, molecular function: RNA polymerase II cis-regulatory region sequence-specific DNA binding; DNA-binding transcription factor activity, RNA polymerase II-specific. The coding region runs from base 119 to 1288 and encodes 389 amino acids. NCBI's taxonomy places the organism in Eukaryota, Metazoa, Chordata, Testudines, Emydidae. The record is from RefSeq and is a predicted model, not a curated record. Gene Ontology annotation, biological process: regulation of transcription by RNA polymerase II. The transcript is spliced from 3 exons.
CCUGCAAUUGGCUUGAGGGCUCUGGCGGCCAGGGCUAUAAGGCAGGGAGGGCCCGGGAGCCGCCAGCUCGCAGCCCCUCCAGCCAUCGCCCCCCGGAGCAGCCGAGCCGGGACGCACCAUGGCGCUGAGCGACACGACCCUGCCCUCGUUCGCCACCUUUGCCAGCCCCUGCAGGGAGAAAACUUUCCACGAAAGAUGGAAAUGUGACCAGGAGGACAAGGCCCCUGUCAACAGCUGCACCAUGCCAGAACUAAGGCCUGGACUGGGCAGCCUCUCUCCUCGCAAAGAGGAUGAAGAUCUCAACAACGUUUUGGAUUUUAUCCUUUCCAUGGGCAAUGACAACUUCAGCCAGAACUCACCUAGUGGGGACUAUCCCUCAGCACAGACAGAGCCUAGCAGCUUCUACCAGACAAAUCCAUCUUCUGGAUGCUACAGUUCCCUGGGCCAGAGCAAUCCACCUCCUUACAACUCCAGCCUCAUGUCAGAGAUGAUCAGAUCUGAAAUGGACUCAAACUUCUGCCUCCCUAACCAUGUCCAGGGACGAUUCUUUGUGACAUCCAGCUUUGGGAGCCCACACUUUGUGGACAACAUUAAACCAGAACCUGACAUGGACAGUUAUGGGCCCGUCAUGGGUCUCGUCCCUCAGACAUGCCCUAAGAUCAAGCAAGAAGGCAAUGCAACCUGCAUGAUGGCCUAUGAGCAGCCCAGGAUGGCCAGCUCACCCCAGAUCCCUGGCACAGAGACACCCCCUCUGAGCCCUGAUGACCUCAUGGUGACUGACUGCCAAGCACAGAUGAUCUGCCCCUCGUCAAUGUCAUUCCAACAAAGCUAUCACCCUGCCACAGGCUUCCACCAUCACCAGACCCACUUCCAGUACCAGAGUGCCUCUCAGUUUGGCUUGUUUGAGGACAGCCUGCCCUUGCAACCCUCAGCUCCAAGAGGCAUGCUAACUCCUCCUUCCUCUCCCUUGGAGCUGAUAGAUUCCAAGCCCAAAAGAGGGCGACGAUCCUGGCCCAGGAAGAGGACAGCCACACACACAUGCACCUAUGCAGGCUGUGGGAAAACCUAUACCAAGAGCUCCCACUUGAAGGCACACCUUAGAACACACACAGGUGAGAAACCUUAUCACUGUAACUGGGAAGGCUGCGGCUGGAAGUUUGCUCGCUCUGAUGAACUGACUCGUCACUAUCGCAAGCACACUGGCCACCGGCCCUUCCAGUGCCACCUCUGUGACAGGGCUUUCUCUAGGUCAGACCACCUGGCGCUGCACAUGAAAAGGCACAUGUAGCUAUAGAGACUCUGUACUGCACAUCAGACAUUAUUUAACUGCUCAGGUGCAGAAUCGUUCAAAAAUCUGUAGCUGGUACUACUUAGAGAGGCAACAAAGCUCUAGCCAUGGAUGGUAAGGAAGAAUUUGACUCAAGGAGGUUUAGCCUGUCAUCUCCUGAAGAGAAUUUAAAGGGACUGUAUCAGUGUGACUGUCCGCUUCACUCAAGAGAAUAUGGUUUAUUUAUAGAGCUUCUGUGAAGGGUAAACUCAACAAGACUCCAUGCAGAUUGUAUAGAAGAAGCUGUAAAUACUGUAUCUCUGAUUGUAAUUGCCCAAUACAUAAGCUUUAUAAGACAAUGUUUGUAUGGAAACUGCCUGAAGUCAACCCUAGAUGGGAUUAAAUGAAUGUUACUGUCGCUGAUGAUAUUUUUAGAUUUCAGUUGAAGGCAUGGCUAAGAGAAACACUCUGAUUGUUAGACUAUUUGUUUCACUGGUGCAAUAAUAUUCUUGUCUGCCAUGAUCUACACUAGAAGUACAGGGCUUGAUGUCUUGUAAAAAAAAAAAUAACCUAUUUUACUGAUUGAUUUUUUUUAUAUAUUGUAAAUAAUUUUAUAAAUUGAGAAAUGUUGUAAUGUAUUAUGUAAAUAAGACAAAUGGGCAUUUUGCCUAUUUCUGUUUUUAUAAAAAAAAGUAGCAAUUUUUCAAUGUUUUAAAACAUUCUCCCUUUUUAAUAAAAUAAAUGUUUAAGAGA